AUGAAGACCUCCUUCGCUACCCUCGCUAUUGCCCUUUCGGGCUCUGCCAUGGCUGCUCCUUUCAGCUCCAACGGCACUUCGAACGGAACUUAUGCCCUCCCUACCACUCCUAGCUUCAGUCCUAAGCCAUCUGCAACUUCCGCCUCGGUCCCUCUUAUUCCCACCAACGCGAAGCGUGGAGAUGCUCUUCCCACUGGUCUGACUGAUCUGGUCUCUGAUGCCGAGUCUGCUCUCAGCGGUCUUGCCUCAGGCAUUGUCAAGCGUGGAGAUGCUCUCCCCACCGGUCUGUCCGAUUUGGUCUCUGAUGCCGAGUCUGCUCUUAGCGGUCUUGCAUCGGGUGUGGUGAAGCGCGGAGAUGCUCUUCCCACCGGUCUGACUGAUCUGGUCUCUGACGCCGAGUCUGCUCUUAGCGGUCUUGCAUCGGGCGUGGUGAAGCGCGGAGAUGCUCUACCCACUGGUCUGUCUGACUUGGUAUCUGAUGCUGAGUCUGCCCUUGGCGGUCUCGCCUCGGGCGUGGUGAAGCGUGGAGAUGUUCUUCCCACCGGUCUGACUGAUCUGGUCUCUGACGCCGAGUCUGCUCUUAGUGGUCUCGCCUCGGGCGUGGUUAAGCGUGGAGAUGCUCUUCCCACCGGUCUAUCUGAGCUGGUCUCUGAUGCCGAAUCUGCUCUUGGUGGCCUCGCUUCGGGUGCGGCGAAGCGUGGUUUCUCCGAGGCUAUGCCCACUCCCUCUGGCACUCCCAUUGGUCCUCCCUCCGGCAUGCCUUUCGGUGGUCCCACCGGAACUCCAAGUGGCUCUCUCUUCGGUGCUAAGAAGCGUGGUUUCACCUCUAAGGCUAUUCCCACUCCUUCUGGCACUCCCAGUGGUACUCCCCCGGCUGGCUCGGCUACUCCCACUGGUAGCGGCAGCUCCUUCCUCGGUUUUCCUCUGGCCUAA
Molecule: messenger RNA, 933 nt
Organism: Penicillium pulvis
Lineage: Eukaryota; Fungi; Ascomycota; Eurotiomycetes; Eurotiales; Aspergillaceae
Exons: 1
Coding region: 1-933 (310 amino acids)
Source: RefSeq, a predicted model, not a curated record